This is a messenger RNA of Raphanus sativus (radish), 1260 nucleotides long. RefSeq names its product phosphatidylinositol 4-kinase gamma 3-like. NCBI's taxonomy places the organism in Eukaryota, Viridiplantae, Streptophyta, Magnoliopsida, Brassicales, Brassicaceae. Bases 170 to 1108 code for a protein of 312 amino acids. The transcript is spliced from 3 exons. The record is from RefSeq and is a predicted model, not a curated record.
AUAUUUUUGUCCUUUAUAAGAAACAAACCCUUUUUUUCCUUUCUUCUUUUUUUCUUUAUAAGAAACAAAAUUGUCACAGUUUUGUGAGUUUUAGAGAAAUAGCUCAAAAGAUCAUUUGCUGGACUCUCGGAGACAAGACCAUUUGCUGGACACUCACCAGUCGCACGAAAUGGAACAAAUAUUCCCUACGCUGACUAAUCUUCCAGCACAGAUUGCUUCUCAUCUACAAUCGAUGAUUAGUUGCUUGGAGAAUUUGGACUUGAGUGCUCCCUUGCCUCAGUACCUCAGUCAUGAACACAUCUUUGAGAUUCGGGAUUCAACAAACAGGUUACGCUGUCUGUUCAAGAGAUUUAGGGAUGAUGAUGAAGAAGCAGCUAGAAAAGAAGUGGCGGUUUAUCUGUUGGAUCAUCCACCAAACAGCCACAGAUCAUUGUCUGAAACUGUUUAUGGCUUUGCUGGAGUCCGGCCAACCGUUUUUGUGAGAUUCCGAUGCAACAGUGAAGUGGUGAUGGGAAUCUUGGUUGAGUUUGUUGACGAGGCUUAUGUCAUUGAUCAGGAUUAUUAUCACUGGCCUAUAAGCACCGACGACAUCCAGAGUAUAGUGUUACUUGACAUCAGGUUUGGAAACAUGGACCGCAACAGGGAAAACAUCCUUCUCAAAGAAGACGAGGGCGUAGCUCAUCUGAUACCCAUAGACCACGAGUGCUCAUUUGCCAAUGAGGUACAGGCCUACAACUGUGCUGGAUUUGCUUGGUUGAAAUCAAAGGACUUUGGUGAUUACGGUGUUGCAUUCUCUCCUGAUUGUGUCACUUAUGUUUCACAACUCGAUCCUGGUGCUGAUUUGGAGUUUCUGAGGCACUGUGGAUGGGAAGUUGAACCUUACUACGUUGAACAACUCACCAUCUUCACAAUGUUCUUGAAGAAAGUAGUGUCCAAAGGUCUUACUGCGUUUCACAUCGGCAAAAUUGCUUCAUUUUGGUGUGAUGAUGAAAGGCAUAACCUGCAGGCCAUAGUUGAUAGCGUUGUGGAAGAAGGAAAUUACAUUGAGAAUGUGGGUAUACGCAUGGAAGAGCGUCUCACAGAAUAUGUGAUGCUGAAUAUGCCCUAGUAGAAGAUUACAAGAUAGUCUUGUUUGUUCAAUCUAUAUCCUUAGUUUCUGUAAUCUCUACUUUCCUUUUUCUUAGGUAAAAAAUCUUUUUAAUAAUUUGUAUUUUUCUCUAGUGGUUCCGUAACUUCCGUUAUUAAUUUAGUUGCUCCAAA